Molecule: messenger RNA, 1112 nt
Organism: Salvia miltiorrhiza (redroot sage)
Lineage: Eukaryota; Viridiplantae; Streptophyta; Magnoliopsida; Lamiales; Lamiaceae
Product: eIF-2-alpha kinase GCN2-like
Exons: 4
Coding region: 603-920 (105 amino acids)
Biological process (GO): protein phosphorylation
Cellular component (GO): cytosol
Molecular function (GO): ATP binding; eukaryotic translation initiation factor 2alpha kinase activity
Source: RefSeq, a predicted model, not a curated record
UUCCCCCAAAUCCUUUCUUUCUCUCUCUCGUCUAAUUCCCCCAAAACGUCACUCUCUCUCUCGUCCUCCCCCUAACCAGCGGCGCCACCCAAAACCACCAAACCCUAACUCUCUCUCUCGGCCUUCCCCAAGUCCGCCAUGCCUCUGCGGGUCAGCCAAGGAUGAUGGCACCGUCGAACUCGCGUGCAACGCGGAUGAGGCGGUUCCAUCAAGGGAACGCCGAAGGCUAGGGCACAUCGAUGCGAAGCAAGGAAAAGGAGGAUGUUAUCGGCGGCAGCUGGUCGCUGGCUUCACGAAGAUGACGGCUAUGCCUUGUCAGCCUCGCCGGAGUUAGAGGCGGCGGUGGCAGCGGAUUUGAAAUUUUGGGGAAAAAAUUAGGGCUCAUGUGUGUGCGUAAGUACGUUCUGGAGAUACGGGGGUAGAGACGAUGGGAGGCGCGAUGAUGGCGGUGACCGUGGCAGCCGGCAGCGGCUGACGCCACCGGAGAAGAGGGAGAGGCGACCAUGGUUUGGGGUAAUUCAAUAUUUUUUUUUCUUCCUUUUGUUACCAGUUAAUUGGAGCUUCUAGAUUCCUCGCUGUUCAGCAGCGCCGUGCCCUCGCUUAUGCCCGCCUCAAACGGACACGGUGGAUUUGGCCACGUUGUAUUAUGCAAGAAUAAGCUAGAUGGUAGGCAUUAUGCCGUGAAGAAGAUUCGAUUGAAGGAUAAAAUUCUGCCUGUAAAUGACCGCAUAUUAAGGGAAGUAGCUACUCUUUCGAGGUUGCAGCAUCAGCAUGUCGUUCGAUACUAUCAGGUUGACAGCAUACUUAGCGCCUGUGGCGAUGCUUUUGAGCAUGAGGUAACUAGAAGAAUGCGUAAUGAAUUUAUGGUAGCUUGGGAUGGCUUGAGGUCAAAAGACAACCAGAGAAUCAUAGCAGGUUGAUUAAUUAGUUCUUGAGGACUUGGUGCUAGAAACAUUGUAUGAUAGAUUUUUGUUUUAGCUAUAAGGUUGUUGGUAUUUUCAAUUUUGAAUCGGAAUAUGCAAUGAUGAUGUAUACUUGAUAUUUGGUUCAUUUGUAUAAUAAUGUAUGAAUUUCUUGGAUGAUAUAUAAUAUUGUUAUCGUUGAUUUUAUCA